AUGGCUGCCUCGCACUUAAGCAUGAAUCUCCCAGCGAGCCAGCCUGCACAUGCUCAACCCAAUUUACCUGCUUUGCCUCCGCACCUGCAGUCCGACACACAUUUGACUGCUCAUCUCGCCAGUCGCUUUCAUGUUUCUCUACCAACAGCAAAGCUCUCCUCUCAGGCGCUCAUCUGUCUGAAUACCUACACUUCCGCAUCCAGGGGCCCAAAUGGUGGGAAGGAUGGGAGUGCGGCGGCUGAGGCAGAAGACCUAGCAAGACGUGCCUGGACGAGACUUGGUACCAGAGGCGAGGACCAGUCAGUCAUCUUCUUUGGAGAGUCUGGCUCGGGCAAGACUACCAUUCGUUCUCACUUGUUGUCAUCUUUCCUCGGCCUCUCUUCGACACCCCUUUCCAAUAAAUUGUCCCUGGCUGCCUACGUUUUCGAUACACUCACGACCACAAAGUCUCAAACGACGCAAACGGCUUCGAAAGCCGGUCUGUUCUACGAGCUCCAAUACGAUGGCUCGUCGACAAACCCUUUGCUCAUAGGUGGCAAAUUGCUUGACCAUCGCCUGGAACGCAGCAGAGUCACCUCAGUCCCUACUGGCGAGCGAAGCUUCCAUGUCCUGUAUUAUCUUCUGGCCGGUACAAGUGCAGCCGAAAAAUCACACCUUGGCCUUGACCAGUCGGCUGGUGUAAGGACUGGGGGCCCAGGCCUACAUCGGUCUGCAUCGACAGCGCAGAAGAGAUGGAGGUAUCUUGGUCACCCCACACAGCUCAAAGUCGGCGUGAAUGACACUGAAGGCUUUCAACAUUUCAAGACUGCCUUGCGAAAGCUCGAAUUCCCAAGAUCGGAUAUUGCAGAGAUCUGCCAGGUAUUGGCUGCAAUUCUCCACAUCGGCCAGCUGGAAUUUGGUGUAGGUCAAGCCACGACCACCGCUGCUGAGGAGAGUGGUGGCUAUUCUCAUGAAGGCGGCGAGAGUGUGACUGUGGUGAGAAACACCGAGACGUUGGGUCUCGUGGCCGCUUUCCUGGGGCUUUCUGCCCAAGAGCUGGAAGAGUCGCUCCGCUACAAGACUAAGACCAUUCAUAGGGAGCGCGUGACCGUCAUGCUCGACCCCAAGGGCGCGCGGGACAGCGCGGAUGAGCUGGCCAGAACUCUCUAUGCUCUCCUGGUCGCAUAUAUCAUCGAGUCCAUUAACCAGCGGACAUGUGCAGCCGAAGAAGCUGUGGCCAAUACUAUUUCUAUCAUCGACUUUCCUGGAUUUGCCGAUCAGCCUUCUACGGGGUCUGUGUUGGAUCAGCUCCUGAACAAUGCUGCGUCGGAGAGUCUGUACAAUAUCUGCCUCCAGAGCAUCUUCGAGAAGCCGGCUGAGAUGCUGGAGCGGGAAGAAGUUAGCGUGCCUGCUACCAGCUACUUCGACAAUUCGGAAGCGGUCCGAGGUCUGCUGAGGCACUCGAAUGGGCUUUUGGCAAUUCUAGACGACCAGACAAAACGCGGCAGAUCAGACAUGCAGCUAUUGGAGAGCCUACGAAAGAAAUUUGAGAACAAGAACAAAUCCAUUACUGUCAGCAGCUCAACCUCUGUCAUUCCUGGAAGCAACUUCGCCACCACGAAUUUGGCAGCGUCGUUCACCGUAAGACAUUACGCUGGAGAGGUCGAGUAUCCAGUCAACGGGCUCGUUGAGUCGAAUGGCGAUACUGUCUCGGGCGAUCUCAUGAACCUGAUGAGAUCCACCAAGAGUGACUUUGUCGGCAACUUGUUCGGUCAAGAGGCGCUCAACACAGUCACGCACUCAGCAGACAAGACUGCUAUAGUUCAAGCACAAGUCAGCUCGAAACCUUUGCGCAAACCCAGCAUGGCUCGUAGGAAGCACGAUCAGCUUGCACGCCUUGCAAGCCGCAGGGCCGACCGUUCACCUGAGCCGCAAGAUACAGAGUCGCAGACUGGUGAGACUGGCUUGAGACGAACGAAGACAAGUGCCGGAGGUCUUUCCCACGGCGCCGCUUCUCAGUUUCUCUCUUCAUUGGACAACAUCAACAAAUCUUUGACGGGCCACAAUGUCAACAACUACUUCGUUUUCUGUCUCAAGCCAAACGAUCGCCGCAUUGCCAAUCAAUUUGACAGCAAGUGUGUCCGUCAACAAGUCCAGAUCCUCGGCAUUGCUGAGAUCAGCCAAAGGCUGCGAACUGCAGACUUCAGCACCUUCUUGCCCUUUGGCGAAUUCCUGGGAUUGGCCGAUGUGGACACUGGUGUGGUGGGGAGUGAUGCUGAGAAGACGCAGCUUGUACUCGAUGCGAAGAACUGGCCUGCCAAUGAAGUCAAGAUCGGCACGACGGGCGUGUUCUUGAGCGAGCGAUGCUGGGCAUCCGUUGCUGUGACUGGCUCGCAAGCUGCACGUUUCUACGGCGUUGACGAAGACGGCAUGUCUGUUGGGACGCCAGGAGGCAACCCGUUUUCCGAUUCAAAAGCUCGUCUGCACUCUUCGGACAAUACUCCCGGCGUUGGUUCAUACAUCUACGGCGAUGAGACCAAGGGCGGUGGCUACUUCGGUAGCAAGGAAGUGGACUCCAAAUCUGAAGCUGGUGCCUCUGCUUUCCACCAAGGAGACAUGUUCCGCAACAUGGACACCAAAGAAGAAUUGGCUGAGAAAGGCAACAAAAAGAGGAUGGAAGAAGUCGAUGUCCUAGACACCAGCGGCAAGCGAAAGCGCUGGUUAUUCCUGGUCUACCUGCUCACAUGGUACAUCCCGGACUUCACCAUCAAAUGGAUCGGCCGUAUGCCCCGCAAAGACAUUCGAGUGGCCUGGCGAGAAAAGCUGGCGAUCAAUCUCCUCAUCUGGUUUUCCUGCCUCUUCGCCUGCUUCUUCAUUGUGGUGAUGCCCGAAUUGAUUUGUCCACGGCAGGACGUCUAUUCGGCUGCAGAACUAUCGUCUCACAAUGGCAAAGGCAGCGCAUCAUCUUACGUCUCUAUUCGGGGCGUCGUGUUCGACUUGGGUGCAUUUAUGCCAAAUCACUAUCCCUCGAUUGUCCCCACGAAGGAUCUGGAAAACUAUGCUGGCAUCGAUGCGACAGGCCUCUUCCCAGUUCAAGUCUCGGCGCUAUGCCAAGGCAAGGACGGUCGGAUAGAUCCCUCCGUGCAAUUGGACUAUACAAGCACCAACACGACCGGUUCUGCCAAUGUUAUCAGUGGCGACGACCCAAAUCGCAGGUAUCACGACUUUAGGGCAUUCACCAAUGACCCCCGCGCAGAUUGGUUCUUCGAGCAGAUGAUGAUGCUUAAGGGUAACUACUACAAAGGUCACAUCGGCUAUACACCUCAAUAUGUCAAGAAACUGUCUACGGAACAAAAGUCUAUCGCUAUAAUCCAUGAGAGGGUCUAUGAUUUCACCACCUAUAUUCAGGGUGGUAGGACUAUCAAGGUCGCGGAAGGCGAAGAUCUCCCCACCGAUGUAGACACCAACUUCAUGAGUGAUGCUGUCGUUUCACUAUUCCAGCAAAGGUCCGGGCAAGAUGUGUCAAGAUACUGGGACGCUCUUAGCAUUGGGGCAGCCGAGAAGAGCAGAAUGCAACUCUGCCUCGACAACUUGUUCUUCGUUGGCGUCACCGAUACGCGAAACUCGGCCCAGUGUCUGUUCGCUCGGUACAUUCUGCUUGCGAUCUCUAUCCUGUUGUGUUCAGUCAUCGGCUUUAAAUUUCUUGCGGCUCUGCAAUUCAGCCGGAAGACGGUGCCAGAGAACCUCGACAAGUUCAUUAUCUGCCAGGUGCCUGCAUACACUGAGGACGAAGACUCUCUUCGUCGCGCCAUUGAUUCUGCAGCUCGCAUGAAGUACGAUGACAAGCGAAAGCUACUCAUCAUCGUCUGCGAUGGUAUGAUCAUUGGUCAAGGCAACGAUCGCCCCACUCCUCGCAUCGUCCUAGAUAUUCUAGGUGUCUCUGAGACUGUUGAUCCGGAGCCAUUGAGCUUUGAAUCCCUCGGCGAGGGUUUGAAGCAACACAACAUGGGCAAAGUCUACUCCGGCCUGUAUGAGGUUCAGGGCCACAUCGUUCCAUUCAUGGUUGUGGUCAAGGUUGGCAAACCUUCCGAGGUAUCACGUCCUGGCAAUCGCGGCAAACGAGACUCACAAAUGGUUAUCAUGCGCUUCCUCAACAGAGUUCACUACAACCUGCCGAUGAAUCCGUUGGAGCUCGAAAUGCACCACCAGAUUCGCAACAUCAUUGGCGUCAACCCCACAUUCUACGAAUUCAUGCUACAAAUUGACGCUGAUACCGUUGUUGCGCCUGAUUCGGCCACACGAAUGCUGUCGUCGUUCCUCCACGACACCCGAAUCAUUGCGGUAUGCGGUGAGACUGAAUUGAGCAAUUCCAAGUCAUCGAUCAUUACUAUGAUUCAGGUGUAUGAGUAUUAUAUAUCGCACAACCUUACCAAGGCGUUCGAAUCUCUAUUCGGAUCAGUCACGUGUUUGCCUGGUUGCUUCAGCAUGUAUCGAAUUCGGGCUGCGGAGACUGGUAAGCCAUUGUUUGUGUCGAAGGAAAUCGUCCAGGACUAUUCGGAAAUUCGAGUCGACACUUUGCACAUGAAGAAUUUGCUUCACUUGGGAGAGGAUCGAUAUCUGACAACGCUGCUCCUCAAGCACCAUCCGAAGUUCAAGACCAAGUACAUCUUCACCGCUCACGCCUGGACUAUUGCACCUGACAGCUGGACGGUGUUCAUGUCUCAACGUCGUCGCUGGAUCAACAGUACGGUGCACAACCUUAUGGAGCUGAUCCCACUGCAACAGCUCUGCGGCUUCUGCUGUUUCAGCAUGCGCUUCAUCGUCUUCCUAGAUCUUCUUUCGACUAUCAUUGCGCCUGUGGCCGUUGCUUACAUUACAUACCUGAUCGUUUUGCUGGCGCUCAAUUCGUCGGUCGUGCCGUUGAUGGCGUUCGUGCUACUUGCGGCCAUCUACGGUCUCCAAGCUAUCAUCUUCAUCCUUCGACGAAAAUGGGAGAUGAUUGGAUGGAUGAUCAUCUACGUCCUUGCGAUGCCUAUUUUCUCGCUCGGCUUGCCUCUGUAUUCAUUCUGGCACAUGGAUGACUUCUCGUGGGGUAACACACGUCUGGUCACGGGUGAGAAGGGCAAGCAGAUUCUCAUUUCUGACGAAGGCAAGUUUGAUCCCGACUCCAUUCCGAAGAAGAAAUGGGAAGAGUAUCAGGCGGAGCUUUGGGAUGCCCAGACACAACGAGACGAGACUAGAUCUGAAGUUUCCGGUUAUAGCUACGGCACAAAGUCGUACUAUCCCGCCGGAUCUGUCUACGGAGGAGGAGCGGGAGACCAGCAGCAACUGCUCGCUGGAUCUCGUUCGGUCUCUCAGCUUGACAUGCGUCCAAGUAUGUAUGGGAUGCCGACUGGGUACAGCCAGUCUCGCAUAUCGUUCGCGCCUUCAGAGAUGCUCGGCGCUCAACCAGCAAGAUCUGUGGCAGACAUGGAGAUGGCCGAUCUUACUGGCUUGCCGACUGACGACAUGCUUCUGAACGAGAUUCGGGAGAUCCUGCGGACAGCAGAUCUGAUGACGGUCACCAAAAAGGGCGUGAAGCAAGAACUGGAAAGGCGUUUCAACUGCAGCCUCGAUGCCAAGAGAGCAUAUAUUGGAAGUGGUAAGUGUCAAUCGAUCCAUACUGAGUGA
This is a messenger RNA of Cyphellophora europaea CBS 101466, 5649 nucleotides long. RefSeq lists its product as uncharacterized. The transcript has a single exon. Gene Ontology annotation, molecular function: cytoskeletal motor activity; ATP binding; chitin synthase activity. The coding region runs from base 1 to 5649 and encodes 1882 amino acids. Gene Ontology annotation, cellular component: myosin complex; cell periphery; cell septum. The record is from RefSeq and is a predicted model, not a curated record. Lineage: Eukaryota; Fungi; Ascomycota; Eurotiomycetes; Chaetothyriales; Cyphellophoraceae.